UUCCAACUUCAACUCAGCUUCUAGCUCUGACUCUAACUCUACCUUGUCUUCCCUUGUUGCUCUCCGCCAUGACCACCCAAUCCUCUACGGAUCCAAAGUCCAUCUAUGAUUUUGCUGUCAAGGAUGCUAAGGGCCAUGAUGUGGAUCUUACCACUUAUAAAGGAAAAGUCCUGCUGAUUGUUAAUGUUGCUUCCAAAUGUGGCAUGACCAACUCAAAUUAUGUGGAGUUGAAUCAGCUAUAUGAGAAUUACAAAGACAAAGGCCUUGAGAUUCUGGCAUUUCCAUGUAAUCAAUUUGGUGAGGAAGAACCCGGAAGCAAUGAUCAAAUAGUGGAGUUCGUCUGCACUCGCUUUAAAUCUGAAUUCCCCAUCUUUGAUAAGAUUGAAGUGAAUGGAGACAAUUCUGCUCCUUUGUAUAAAUUCUUAAAAUCAGGUAAGUGGGGAAUUUUUGGUGAUGAUAUUCAAUGGAACUUUGCUAAGUUUCUUGUUGACAAGGAUGGGCAAGUGGUAGAUCGCUAUUAUCCCACCACAUCUCCUCUUAGCCUUGAGCAUGACAUCCGUAAGCUACUUGCUGUUGUAUGAAUGCAAUGAUUUAGCUGGAAAGAGAGAAUGGUGUGAAUGUCAAAGUAUCUUGUCUUUGAGGCUUGACUUUUAUUAUGUUCCCUUUGUGAAGCCAUAAUGUUGUACAUACAGGUUUUUGACUAACUGAACAAGACAUGCUUAUACUCAUGAUGCCUGGUUGAUAAUGCUCUGUUUUAUUGUGAUUAUGAGAGAAUAAAUAUUUGAACAUACUGUCAUAUGCGAAUCAUUGACAUAAAAAAAAUAUUUAAAGGUCACGUGGAAAAAUAUAUCCCGUAAUUUUAAAUUCAAUUUUAAUCAUUUAUGUAUUUUUAAUUAUAUAGCCUUGAUAAAAGAGUAAGUGACCCCCUAAAUCAGUAGUGGCAAUGGUGGUGAACGUAUUUGUGAGGAAAGGUGAUUGAAGCUCAAAUUGACCGUUAUUAGCACUAGGAAAAUCUAAAAGGACACAAAGCAAACUACAUGUUAUAUUUUAUACAUAUAUUUCAAUUUUUUUUAAAAACAUUGUCUCAAAUCGAAUGAAAGUUUAUUCGUGUGAGAAGUUUAAUGGUGUUUAGUUUGUGAGGUGCACGCCAAAUUUAGGGGUUGGAUUCUCGCGUUUAACUACAGAUUGUUACAAUUAAAUUUGAUGACAUUCCGUGACUUGAAAAAGUGAUGGGUGGUCUUGGUUUAUUCGGCAUUUAUGCUUAUAAUGCCACUAAAAUUAACAUUCCUGUAAUAGGUAAUUAAAAAGCCAGCUUGCACGCCGGGGCUUGAAUAAGCAACUAGGAAAUUAGAACGUGUACUAGCACCAAAACAAACGGAUUACUGUUGCAGUUAAGCACCAUAAGUCUGCAUAUUUUGUGGAGGAAUCAACCAAAUCAACUAUGACCAAGAAUGAAGUAGUUUAAUGGCCCCCAGUCUCAGGCAAAUAAUUGAGCUUAUAGUCCUCUAGGUAACUCAA
Molecule: messenger RNA, 1518 nt
Organism: Abrus precatorius (Indian licorice)
Lineage: Eukaryota; Viridiplantae; Streptophyta; Magnoliopsida; Fabales; Fabaceae
Product: probable glutathione peroxidase 8
Exons: 6
Coding region: 69-581 (170 amino acids)
Biological process (GO): response to oxidative stress
Molecular function (GO): glutathione peroxidase activity
Source: RefSeq, a predicted model, not a curated record